AUGGCCUCACGACUUCCAGCUUUUGCACUCUUUCCUCUCACCGCUUGGCGUGACCAGCUACCGGUUGAUGAGUGGGCUGCUUGUCUCGAUGCCUGGGUAGCGCUCAUUGAUAGCCACUUGUCCCUUUCAGAUGCCGACUUCAACUCAGUUUCAGUUAAAGAUGAGAGUUUACCAAGCUUCCUGACAUCUUUUACACGGGAAACGGCACAAAAUGGAGUUGGGAUUCUUGGGCCAUCGCCUGCAGCUAAGAGACUCCUCAGGGGCACCUAUCAGCUCAUCACGAAACUGCUUCAGUCAUCAGCACCACCAAGCAGCUUGACGCAAUGGGAUUUCUUGUCGGAUGUUAGCACGGUGUAUGGAAAGAAGAAAACCACUAUCCUUCUUGAUACUCUAUCGGAAGCUUCAGGGUCUUAUCUGGAAACAUCACUCGCCGGUCUGAAAAAGUUCCUCAUCAAGAAUCUCGAUGCCGGCCUAAGUGGCGGGGACCUCAACGGCAUCCAAUCCCGCCUCGAACAAGUCAACAACCUCAUCCACGCCUCCCCAUUUGUGGCCGAGUAUUUCCUCGCAGGAAGUGACUUCCUCGACGGUCUCAUAUCCUGCUAUAAGAUUACCAACCCACCGCUCCGCCGCUCACUCAUCUCAACCCUUUACGUCUGCCUCAUCGGCCUCGCCGACGCCCAAAAAGUCGGCCCCCUAACCGACCACCUCUAUUCCCUCAAAUCCGCCGCCAACACUCACAAAUCCGGCCCUUUGAACGUGAACGACUCCCUCGUCGCCGAGUUGGUCACCUCCACCCCUUUACUCACACAACUCUCCCGGAAGCUCGAUCCCAAUGUCUCAACCCGCACCACAACCGUCCUCUCCUCCCUCGCCGCCUUCAAAAAGCCCACCUCCUCCACUUUGUUCCCCCCCAAACCAAAACGCCUCAUCAAGCGCAAAAUCGACAAAGGCAAAUCCCUCGCCUUACCCGAAGGCCAACACCAAGAAAUCCACAUCCAUCGGCUAUCCUCCAUCUCCCAAGUCCAGGACCUCUUCCCAGAACUCGGCUCAGGUUUCAUCUCCAAACUCCUAGACGAGUACCACGACUCAACAGAACACGUCAUCGCCCACCUCCUCGACGACUCCCUUCCCCCCCACCUCGCCUCCCUCGACCGCUCAGAGGAUUUAUCUCCCGUCAAACCCCCCACUAUCCGCCGACACUCCUCCCUCAUCCCCCGC
This is a messenger RNA of Podospora anserina S mat+, 1218 nucleotides long. RefSeq lists its product as uncharacterized. NCBI's taxonomy places the organism in Eukaryota, Fungi, Ascomycota, Sordariomycetes, Sordariales, Podosporaceae. The record is from RefSeq and is a predicted model, not a curated record. The annotation marks the transcript as partial. Gene Ontology annotation, molecular function: ubiquitin binding. The transcript has a single exon.